This is a messenger RNA of Colletotrichum abscissum, 264 nucleotides long. RefSeq lists its product as uncharacterized. The transcript has a single exon. The record is from RefSeq and is a predicted model, not a curated record. The coding region runs from base 1 to 264 and encodes 87 amino acids. Lineage: Eukaryota; Fungi; Ascomycota; Sordariomycetes; Glomerellales; Glomerellaceae.
AUGGCAUCCUCGAUUCCAACAAAACAGCAAGCGGCAGAUGCCCUCCAUAUAGUCCUGCCCGGCGCCAUUCUGACCUUUGGCGCCGGAAGCCGAAAGGACAAGCGGACGCCGAACAAUGGAAAGACUCCGUACUUGCGCCGCCCAUACUCCGUCCCCGUCAGAGAUGCUGGUCCAUGCCUCUCCCUGCCUAUCACGGGCAUUCACAGAUCCAAAUGCGUCCAUGCCGGCGAUGUGGCCCUGGCGUUGCCGGUGGGAUACGUUUGA